Molecule: messenger RNA, 3629 nt
Organism: Penicillium brasilianum
Lineage: Eukaryota; Fungi; Ascomycota; Eurotiomycetes; Eurotiales; Aspergillaceae
Source: the annotation of a GenBank genome assembly
CCGAGGAACUCCAGAGAUCCGGAGGAGAAAUCAAAAGGGUCAUGGAAUGAGGCAAAUCCUUUUCCGAUAGUAGAUUGAGGAAUGGCAAAGAAAAUUUUGGCGUCGGACCGACCGAAGAGUUUUACUGGUUCCUGAUUGAGCGGUUCCCUCCAGGCACCUUCUCGAUCGAUCACCGAUCAACGAGACUUCUUCUCAUCAUUGCCCCCCCCUUUCCCUUCGCUUGAUCAUCUUUUCAUUGAUUCCUCGCGCUCGCUUGCAAUUCUGGUGUCAUUCAACUCGGUCUCUGACUCCUCACCUUCCUUCGACCCCCUUUUCCCGUGUUUACCUCACCCUUUGCGGGAUCUCUCAGAUUGAUUGCAAUCUAGAUCGUCUUUCCUCACCCUCGGCCAUUCUCGGGCGAUACCAGUACUCAGCGUACCGCAUACUCCGUCUCUUCCACCAAAGCCUACAUCUCAUCUCCCUUCUCCCUACCCACCGCCACCACGAUGAGAAGAAGAUCUCAGGCAGUAAUCCCCGACUCGGAGGAUGACGCAUUUCUCAGUGGCACGUCAUUGAGAAAUUCCUCUCCCCCUCGUCGACAAGAUCCCCAGCGGAAGACUUCGCAUUCCAGAUCACGGACCUCUCGCGUCAUCCAAGAUUCCGAAGAUGAUGGUCUUGCCGGUCUAGAUCUGGAACCCUCCAACUCGUCUGCUACCAAGCGUAACUCUACAAUGGCCGUGAAAGUCGUCAUCCCCUCCAAUAAAGAUGUAUCGCCAAGUGACUCGUGCGGCUCGUCGGGCAUGCGGUCUGCCGAUGGCACCACAGGCUACAGUACCCCGGCGACCAGCGUCGGAACUCCUGUGGAGUCUAGCAUUAAGCGGACUCGGGGCCGUGUGAGUGCAUCGGACCGCGCCCAAAGCCUUCGCGCAAGUACCAUGACUAGAAGAGCGUCUCUAAGAAGCCAACGUGGUACAAAGAGAUCCGCCGAUGCUGCUGCGCUUUCAGAUGAUGAGCUAAGUCUCGAAACCUCUGAUGCUGCCAUAGCUUAUGCUCUUCAGAUGGAGGAGUAUGAGAAACCACUACCUAAGAAACAGAAAACUGCAGCCCCAAAGCGGUCCUUGCAAAAGGCUCAAACAGCACAGGAAAUCCUGGAUGCAUCGAGUGACAGUGAAUUGUCCGAAUGGGAUCUCAUCGACAAGUCGCUAAAUUCGGAGGAUGAUCUUGAUGAACAUUCGGAUUCAGAAUACGACGGUGAAGAGCGACAAAAGCGAGAAGAAGGGCAACAGGAUGGCGAAGACGCAGAAGAAGCUGCCCAAGACAUGGACGAAGGAAAUGAGUCUGACUUGAAUCUGAGUUGGGAAGAGCAGCGCAAAGCACGUCGGAUGCUUGCCGACCGGAAGAAGCUGGAGAAAAAGCAUCCGGAAAUCGUGACCAUGUGGGAUAAGCUGAAGGCAACACCUACCAUCACACCCAAGGCUGCUCAGCAGCCGGAAUCCAUUACUCGCAAGCUCAAACCGUUCCAAUUAGAAGGUUUGAAUUGGAUGAUGGAACAGGAAAAGACCCAAUACCGAGGUGGUCUUCUUGGUGACGAAAUGGGCAUGGGCAAGACAAUUCAGGCCGUUUCGCUCAUCAUGUCCGAUUUUCCUCAGCCCGAACCGACUCUCGUCAUUGUGCCACCCGUCGCUCUGAUGCAGUGGGUCUCUGAGAUCAAGGCAUACACCAAUGGCAAAUUGAAGGUUUGCGUCUACCACAACUCAGAUUCAAAGGUCAAGAAGCUUUCGCGGGCGGAUCUCCGAAAGUACAAUGUUAUCAUGAUUUCUUACUCGAGUCUUGAAUCUAUUCACAGAAAGCAGGAGAAGGGUUGGACUCGUGGAAAUGGAACCGUGAAAGAAGACAGUGUCAUUCAUUCUAUCGACUACCACCGGCUUAUUCUUGACGAAGCACACAGUAUCAAGCAACGUACUACUGGUGUGGCCAGAGCCUGCUUUGCCCUGAAUGCUUCAUACAAAUGGUGCUUGUCCGGAACUCCCGUACAAAACAGAAUUGGAGAGUUUUUCUCUCUUCUACGCUUCCUACAAGUGAAGCCUUUUGCCUGUUACUUCUGCAAGCAAUGCCCCUGUGAGGAGCUCCAGUGGUGUGCAAAUAAGCAAGGUCGUUGCACAAAAUGUGGACAUACUGGCUUCAACCAUAUCUCGCUCUUCAAUAAAGAAAUCCUGAAUCCAAUCACGGAGGGAAGAUCCAUUAUUGAACGUAAGGAAGGAUUGGCAAAGCUUCGCUUGAUCACCGACCAUAUCAUGCUCCGACGCAUGAAGGAGGAACAUACAUCAUCGAUGGAACUUCCACCAAAACGUAUCACCAUCCAUAAUGAGUUCUUUGGCGAGAUCGAACAUGAUUUCUCUCGCAGUAUCAUGACCAACUCGUCACGCCAGUUCGACACCUACGUCAGCCGAGGUGUGAUGCUCAACAACUACGCCAACAUCUUCGGUCUGAUCAUGCAGAUGCGGCAGGUAGCUAACCAUCCCGAUCUCAUCUUGAAGAAACAUGUGCAGCCUGGAUUCAAUGUUUUGGUCUGCCGCGUUUGCGAUGAGCCUGCUGAGGAUGCGAUUCGGUCGCGCUGUCGCCAUGAGUUUUGCCGCAAGUGUGCCAAGGACUACAUUCAGUCUUUUGACGAUGUCUCGAUGGUAGACUGCCCCCAGUGCCACAUUCCUCUCUCGAUCGAUUUGGAACAGCCAACUAUCGAACAAUCUGGGGAAUCCGUCAAAAAGAAUUCGAUCAUCAACCGCAUCCUGAUGGAUGAUUGGACGUCCUCCACCAAGAUCGAAACGCUUUUGUAUGAGCUCUAUCUGCAGCGAACCAAGAGCCACACACCGAAGUCGAUCAUUUUCUCCCAAUUUACGUCGAUGCUCCAGCUUGUGGAGUGGCGCCUGCGCCAUGCAGGAUUCAAUACGGUCAUGCUCGAUGGAACUAUGACGCCAGCACAACGCCAAAAGUCCAUCGAGCAUUUCAUGAAGAAUGCCGAUGUCGAGGUGUUCCUGGUCUCACUGAAAGCGGGAGGUGUGGCUCUCAACUUGACCGAGGCAUCUCGAGUAUUUAUUGUGGAUCCAUGGUGGAACCCCGCGGCCGAGUGGCAGAGUGCGGACCGCAGUCAUCGUAUUGGUCAACAGCGGCCAUGCGUGAUUACUCGGCUUACCAUCGAAGAUUCGGUCGAAUCUCGAAUUGUCCAGCUUCAGGAGAAGAAGGCGAAUCUCAUCCGGGGCACUAUCAACAAAGACCAGGACAAGGCGCUGGAGAAAUUGACCCCCGAAGAUAUGCAGUUCUUGUUCCGAGGUUCAUAGGCAGCCCUGGCGGCCCCGCCACUGGUGCACGCCGCGCCAGUGAUUGUUUUCACGGCUCACGAUGUGUCCCUGAUGUCACGCCGACUGCAGCAUUGACCCCCGCGAAAAGCGAUAUGAUCUCACGACCCUAUUUGUUAUUGGAAAGCCCCCACCUCACCCUCCUCCUCCUCAUCGUUUUACCAGCGGCGGUGUCGUAGCGAGUGAUUAUUGUUUUACUUGACCCCCUUGUACUCCUUCUAAGCAAUUACCCUUCAAGAUGCCUUUGGCCUAGCUACAGUACUACUAAGAUAUGAAAUACACCAUUUUGCCUGUUCA